AUGGCGGAGGACGGGCCGCAGCAGCCACAGCUGGACAUGCCGCUGGUCCUGGACCCGGACCUGACCAGGCAGAUGCGGCUGCGCGUGGAGAGCCUGAAGCAGCGCGGCGAGAAGCGCCAAGACGGCGAGAAGCUGCUGCGGCCGGCCGAGUCCGUGUACCGCCUGGACUUCGUCCGGCAGCAGAAGCUGCAGUUCGAGCGCUGGAACGUGGUGCUGGACAAGCCAGGCAAGGUCACCAUCACCGGCACCUCGCAGAACUGGACGCCCGACCUCACCAACCUCAUGACGCGCCAGCUGCUGGACCCCGCGGCCAUCUUCUGGCGCAAGGAGGACUCGGAUGUCAUGGAUUGUAAUGAGGCUGAUGCCCUGGAGUUUGGGGAGCGUCUGUCGGAUCUGGCCAAGGUCCGCAAGGUCAUGUACUUCCUCAUCACCUUUGGCGAGGGGCUGGAGCCCGCCAACCUCAAGGUCUCCGUGGUGUUUACCCAGCUCUGAUGGCAGCUGCCCGCUGCCACCCCUCCUCUCGCCCCUUGCCCCUGCCUGUACCUCCUGUCCACAGUGCGUUUUAGGGGACAUUCUUCUAGCUGCUCAGCCUGUACCCAGCUUGGCCCGAGGCCCCCUGGGUCCCACGUCCUUCCUUCUCUCCUUUUCCCUGGUGCCAGCGCUCCAGCUCACAGGAGGGAGAGUCCAAGGCUCCACGGUCUAGAAGCUGGACUGGCCGCCGCCGCCGCUGCUGCUGUAGACUUUAGAGGCCUGGUCGGGGCUGGCGUGGCAGAUGGGGAGGCCGUCGGCAUCUGCCUUCUCUCGGCCUCAUUGUUGGGGAGAGAGACUGAGAGAGACCAAAAGAGACAGACAGAGAGAGAGAGAGAGAGAGAGAUCCAAAGAACCAGCCACCCAUCUUCCUCCAGAGACGGGGAGACAGAGAUGACGGGAGCAGCCUUGCUGGGGACUGCAGAGCCCCACUUGCUGCCCAGCUGGCCACAGUGCCUUUGCCGAGGCCGUGUCUGGAGGUCAACACCAGCCUGGGGCCCCUGGAAGGCACUGCUCCUGGCACCAGCCCAGUGUGGUCCCACGAUGCCUC
Messenger RNA from Lemur catta (Ring-tailed lemur), 1078 nucleotides. RefSeq names its product olfactory marker protein (gene OMP). Gene Ontology annotation, biological process: signal transduction; sensory perception of smell. Gene Ontology annotation, cellular component: cytosol; nucleus; neuronal cell body. NCBI's taxonomy places the organism in Eukaryota, Metazoa, Chordata, Mammalia, Primates, Lemuridae. The record is from RefSeq and is a predicted model, not a curated record. The coding region runs from base 1 to 492 and encodes 163 amino acids. The transcript has a single exon.